UCGCGCAUCCCUCCCCUCAAUAACAUCAAGAGUAGCCACAGCGGAUUUCCCCUCCGUAGGAUUCAUCGGACUCUCCAAAAAUUCCGCUGUUGGGAGAGAAAAUGCGGGGAGGGUGGGGAUCACCCAACUGUAGAUCACCAAGCCAUGAGAAAGCCCUCAACAGAACCAGCCGCAGUCCAUGUCAGCGAACAGAAGGAAAUACUCGAUUCAAAUUCCAUGACCAUGAGGUGAGUGGUCAGGUUUCCUAGAAUACAUUCACUUGUCCCAUGAAGUUUUGGUACUUCUUUUUAUCGUUACACUGAUUCAUCAUGCAGUCCUACAGCCAUGACCCAGGAAGAAAUUCGUUGCGAUACACGUAAGAAAUACUGGGCGAUGGGAUAUUAUAUCGAUCUAUCUAUUCUGGCGCACAGACAGAACGAAGGUUUGAUCGGAAAUUGACUUUCGAGUUAUUCGUACCUCCAUGGAGCACUGCUUGCGCUUACACAUUUUGUCACUACUCCAAUACCACAGCUCCCUCUGAAAGUAUAUAACUGUUCGGCAAGUCCUCCAUUGACAAGUUUCUUCGUGACCAAGGUCUUCAUCCAUCCUCGGUUAUCUUCAUUCCCCUCCCACAAAUCAAGUUUCUGGCCGUACUUAAACAAAAUGCGCUUUAUUGCAGUCAUCUUCGCAGCCGCCGCCGCCUCGUUGUCACAGGCGAUGGCAUACGACGAUUCCAUCCAACCUGAGCUUUACGAAUCGAUCCACCAGGCAGAAAACAUUUUGGCGGAAACCUUGGACACCAAGAAUUACGAACGACUUGGAGAAUCCAUGACGGAGGACGUCGUCUACGACAGCCGCCCCCUGGGCCCCGACUAUGGUGGCCUCUCUGUCGGCCUCGCGCAGACGACCGCCAACAUCAAGGCCGCAUUCGGCGACGCUCUGGUCGCGCAUCACGUUUCCAACGCCAUCAUCAAGCCUCAGCCAGACGGCCAAGCGGCAAAUGUCACUACUUAUAUCGUCUGGUCCCGCUGGGAUCCUGCCGCGCUGAGCGACCCGAAGAAAUCUUUCCGCAUCUACGAGCGAUGCGACGACUUCUUCGUUGUUGACGAUGGUAAAUGGAAGUUGCAGUACAGCUUGGUUACGCAGCUGGGUCCGAAGCCAGAGAGCCCAUACUUUGUCGAGCCUUAA
Messenger RNA from Periconia digitata, 1167 nucleotides. The record is from the annotation of a GenBank genome assembly. Lineage: Eukaryota; Fungi; Ascomycota; Dothideomycetes; Pleosporales; Periconiaceae.